AUGUUCAUUAAUACAGCUUUGAUUUAGACAUUAAAUGAUGCUUUAGCAGCAACGUAAAAUGGAUAAACUAACAAAUAAGGAGAGCAAAUGCUCAGGGAAUUAAGAGAGAAUCCUUAGUAUCCCAUCCUUUUAUUCGAUUACUUUUAAAACUAGGGAAACAUGGAUUAACUUCGUUUAUUGGCAGCAGUUUAAUUCUAGCAUUGGUUCAAAGAAUAUAAGAACGCUGAUGACUACCUCGUUUAAUAAUACAGCGAAAUUGUAUCUUCUGUUAAGCAAUCUAUAAUUUAGUGUUUCGUGAGCACAAAUAAAAAUAUUAGCAAAUAAGUAGAACAAGCAAUUCUCUUUUUAGCUUCUAAAGAAUUUCCCUAUCGUUGGAAUACUCUUAUUCAAGAACUUAUGAGCUAUAUUGACUUUAAUCUGCAAAAUAAUGAACAAAAUAUUAGAAUAUUAAAAGUUUUAGAUAAGAUUACUGACAGAUAUUCAUAUAGCAUGCGUUCUGAUGAAUUGUUUACUGAAAUUAUUAUAGUUUGUGACAAUUGCCAUGACCACUUAUAUAAGCUGAUAGAAAAUGUUUUGUUAGGCUUAGAAUAAUAGCACGACACUCUUAACACUGUCAAGAUUUUGAAGUUCAUUAUGAAAAUAUUUUAUAAUUUAAAUUACUAGGAUUUGCAUCCUAAGUUUGAAGAUAAUUUGAACAACUGGAUGGGUUUUCUCUCAAAGACAAUUUAGAUUAAGGUCGAUCCUGCUACUAUGGGCGGUCACGAUGUUACUCUCUUUAAAGCAAAGGGUGAGUGUCUUAGAGCUGUAUUACUUUAUGCAACUAGAUAUAGAGAAGAAUUUUAAGAUUUAAUUGAACAUUUUGCAGGUGAAAUUUGGACAAUGUGCAGUAUUACAGAUUAAGAUCAAAAGUUUGAUAAGAUUGUUAUUAAUGCACUUAAGUACUUUAAGAAUCUAGUUUUAUGGCAAGAUUUAGGAAGCUUCUUUAAGUAAAAUAUGAAUAACAUCAUGACUUCUCUUAUCAUUCCUAACUUAGGAGUCAGUUAAAUGGAAAAGCUUCAAUUUGAAGAUGAACCAACAAGCUUCCUUGAAUCUUUCUUCUAAUUUUCCGACAUUAACACUCGUAAAUCUGUAACAGUAGACCUUCUCAAGAAUAUAGCCAAGGGUUUCGGUGAUGAAUUAGUUGGAUAAAUAAAAAAUUACAUAUUAGAAUAUAAAAAUCUCCUCGAUUCCACAGGAUAGUUUAAUAUUGAAACAGAAGUGAUUUUAUUAAAUCUAAUUAUUGAUGGCGCAACAGUGGCAUACAGAGAUAAAGAAGGUGUUACUGAAAUAUGUCUCCCUGCUGAAUUAGUUACAUAUAUCUAUGAAAAUAUUAUCAAGCCUACUCUUGGAAAAAUGUUUAGUGUUUUGAGCUAGAACUAAAACAUGUUAGUAGAACAAUAAUACAACACCUUGCAUGUCUGCUAUUAUUUAAGAUUUUUCUAUUACUUUAGAAAUAUUAUUAACAGGGAUGAAAUUUUAGAAUUAGCUAGAAUCGUUUCUUUCUUUUUAAGAUCUAAGCAAGAAUCCUUAGUAGGAUUAGCUGCCAUAACAAUUGAAGGCUUGCUUAAUUUGAAAGAAGGCGACUUAAAAAAUUACAUUAAUGUUAAGAAUUACUUCAACAAGGAUAAUGUUUAUCCACAAAUUAAUGAAAUUAUCAUGAAUCUCUAUCUUUGUUGCCAAAGCCAAGAAGAAAUUGACGGAAACCUUCUUAAAACUUUAUUUUAUAUCAUCAACUUGCUCAAAGAAAAAUCUCUUGAAAAAUUUGAUUUAUUUGUUGGCUUGUUUAAUGAUUAAUUUUAAAAGAUGCUCUCAGAGGGUUACGAUUUCUAGAGAGUUUCAAUCCUUUUUGAAUGUGUAUCAAAUUUAAUGAAUCUAUCUUCUACUUAAAAUUCUUAAGGUUACAUCUAGCUUGAAAAAACUGUUUCACCAUACUUUGAUAAGAUUAUAUCAUAGUUUAUUUCAGAUUUAAUCAACUACGUAUUGCAAACUUACUCUAUCAUUAUUAGAAAUACCAACAAUAUAGACAAAAACAACUUUAAAAUUAUUUUCGAAUCACUCAUCAAUCCCACCAACUGGACCUAAGAUAAUGUCUCAAUAUUCCCUUCCUUCAUUAUCUACAUACAAUCUUACAUUUAUAGAAUUCCUAGCAUAAUUGUCACCUACAAGACCUAGUUAGAAUAAAUCUUUGUUUAGUUCUUGAAGUUAAAGCAAGAUACUCAAUUUUUCGAGUUCGCUAGAAUUUUCAUCUAGCAAUUCUAAUUAGAUGAAUUAAGACAAAGCGGAUGGUUACAAUUCUUCAUUCAAACUUGCCUUAACUUCUACUCUGAACUUGCUAAAGAAAACAAGCAAGUUACAUCAAAGAGCAAAGGAUCAAAGCCUAUCUUCGUUAAGAACUUUAUUGUAUUCAUAAGCUAUUUAAUAUAAAAGUACACCACCCAACAAAUCCUGGUAGAUUUCAAUGCUGUUCAACAAGACUCUGUCAUAAAUAUUUUAAUAGAAGAAAUUAAUUUAAUUAAAAAUAUAUCUGACCUCAAUGAAAAGAAGGUCAUUUUUACUGCUUUGAUGGACAUUCUCUUCAACAACACAAGUGCUAUUUCCUUAUAAGCUUUCUCUCUAUUAUUAAAUGCUAUAAUUGAAAACUUGGGCACUCGUCGUUUCAGACCUGCUCGUUAUACAGAAUAAAGAGAUAACCUAAACUCAAUGGGAGGAUCAGGAUUCCAGAGACUCUCUUGUUUAAAAGAAAAGAACACUUUGAUUCCAGAAAUCUAAAACUUAGAUCAGUUCUUUGCAUAAUAAUUUAAUUUGUUCUACAGCAAUCCUACAAUCAAGAACUCAUUAAACAUGGCAGAGAUAUUAAAUUUAAAAAAUUAAGAAACUCUAUCAAAGUUAAUCACUUAAGGACAAUCAAAGUGA
Molecule: messenger RNA, 2952 nt
Organism: Tetrahymena thermophila SB210
Lineage: Eukaryota; Ciliophora; Oligohymenophorea; Hymenostomatida; Tetrahymenidae
Product: CAS/CSE protein, carboxy-terminal protein
Exons: 9
Biological process (GO): protein export from nucleus; protein import into nucleus
Cellular component (GO): cytosol; nuclear envelope
Molecular function (GO): nuclear export signal receptor activity; small GTPase binding
Source: RefSeq, a predicted model, not a curated record